AUGAAGCCGUUUUUUGUUUUUCUAUCAAUUUUUGUUGCUCAUGGUAAGUGUUACAGCGUUUUACAGCGUUUUAUUUGUUUUAGUUGAUGUAAAUUGAUGGCCAAGGCUCUUAAAUUUACUUUACUGUGGUUUUUUAAAUAUAAAAUUUGAUUUUCAACCUGAAAUCUAAUUGAAAUCAAUUUUUAUACUUAAAACCAAAAAAAAAUUAUCAUACUUUGCCUUGCCUUGUCUUGCCCUACCCUUGCCCUAUCCUUGCCUUGCCCUAGCCUUGCCCUAGCCUUUCGCUAGCCUUACCCUAGCCUUGCCUUGCUUUGCCUAGAUUUGGCUUAGCUUGGCUUGCUCUGCCUUGCCUUGCUUUGCCCUAGCCUUGCCCUAGCUUUGCCAUGGCCUUGCCCUAACCUUGCUCUAGCCUUGCCCUAGCCUUGCCUUGCCCUAGCCUUCCCUUGUCUUAUCCUUGCUUUGAUUUAGCACCUUCCUAGCCUUGCCCUAGCUUUAGUCCCAAGUCUAACUUUACCGCUAGCCCUGCCCUGCCCUCUUUGACCCAACCCGAACCUGCUGUACCUAAUCUACCCUUCCCAAUUCCAUCCUACACUACUCUCAAAAAUUUAUAAAAUUUAUUUUUAGUCCUGUCCCAAAGUCAAAGUUGUUCAUUUGUGGAUGAAGACAAAGGCUACUCUUUAGCAUGGAGUGCUGGAAUAGGAUUUGUAGACUUUAUACUACGCCAGAAGGAAUUCCCUUCCAGAUCAGCACAUUGGACUGGGGUUGGGUUUGGCAAUAAGGUAUGUUAUGAAUGUAUUGGGUGCUGACAUAAAAAACCCGCCAUACUUUGCCUGUAUUUUCUUGUAAAAAAUGGCGGGUUCUUUAUGUCGGCACCUAAUAUAUUACCUAAAACUCAAAAGGUUAUACCUAAAAGCCAUAUCAAUCUAAACAUAAAGCCAAUCCCAAUUCCAGACAAUCCAACUAGCCCUAGUAGAACGACAAUAUGACAAAGUAAUCGUAUCCUCAGCAGGUUUGUACGGUCCGCAACCGCCUCUCAAGAUUCCUACAGCCAAUAUGGUAACUCGAGGCAGUGGUGACAUAGUCAAUGGUGAAUUGGUAGUUACGUUUUCGAUCCCAAACUACUACUUUUCUGGAUGCUCGGAUUGGUGGGUAGGUUGAGUUUUGACAUCAUUAGUAAAAAAAUUAAAAGUAGUGUUCAAACUUAAUAUAUCGCCUAAAGAAAAAAUAGUGCACAAACUUCAAAUUUCAUAUAUCGCCUGAAGGAAAAUAGUGUACAAAUUUCAAAGUUUGUUAGGUAAGGAAAGUGAUACUGUAUGUUUUUAGUUCUUCACCUCCCCAACUCAGGUUGGUAUGCCUUAUAGUGACGAACCUAAGAAGCGGUUGAUAUGUGAUGUUAUUGAAGUUUGUCGAUCGUCUUGUAAGUUAAAAAAUUUUACAUUUUAAAAAUUUAAAUUUCAAAAAAAUUUUUUUUUAAUUUAAAUUUCAAAUAAAUUCAAAAUUUUAAAUUUUAAAAUUUAAAAUUUUUUAAAAUACAGUAUCUUUUCAGCCUCAAUUCAAGAAUUUCCUCGUGGUAAACGUCAGACCAAUAUAGAUUUGAAUAGUUUGUUAAACAACCCAAUCCACGCCAAUAUUGAUUUUUCUGGCGGGGUACAAUCCAGCACCAAUGGACAAUUUAAUGUCAAUUAUAAUCCUUAUGAUACACAGAGUAGCGGGGCUUCUGCUCAACUUUACAACCCACCAUACACUAGUGGAUACAGUAGCUCUAAAAUGUACGGUAAUAAUUACGGUAAUACUGCUAAUGGGUAUAGUAGUACUGCUAAUGGUUAUAGCAACCCUAGUAUGUACGACAAUGGCUACAGUAGCUCUUCUAUGUACGGUAAUCAAUACAGUAACUCAGCUCAAACUAGUAAUGGCUACAGUAACCCCUCAGGCAACUACUUUGACACAAGAUACCCACAAUCCAGCCAAUCUAACCUAUCCAGCCCAUCUGUCGAGAACCCGAAUUACAAGUUCUUACCAGAAGGCUACAACAACGUGUACGAACAAAACCAACAAAGAUUCUUUGAUCCACAGAAUUCACAGUACGGCAAUCAAUAUGCUACUACAACAACAAUGCCAGUCCUGAGUAAUGACGAACAGAACAAGAAGAAUUACCAAGAUAUUCAAGGUUCUGGUGUUAAUAAUCAAAAUCAACGAUAUACGAACAACAUCUAUGGCUAUGACUACAGAAGCAACCCUGGCACACGAUACACUAUUAACGGUAAUAUUGAUAUACAGUCUUCUAGUACGUCUUAGAAUGGAUUUUUUGAUUUUUUUUAAAUUAAAAAUUUUUUUUAAUUUUGAAAUCGAUUUUUUAAUUUUUUUUUAAAUUUUGUUUAAAACUUUUUUUCAAAUUUUACUUUUAAAAAUUUCGAAUUAUUAUUUCUACGCAUUUUUUGACCAAAAUGAUUAGCUUUUAAAAUUGUCAUGCUUGUGUAAAACCAAAUUAUAAGGUCUUUAAAAUAUAUGAUGAUUAAUAUCUGUGACAUUUUUUAAAAUUGUGUUAUUUUUAAAAGUAAACAGUUUUUUUUACUUUUGGAAAUCAAAAUUAAUAAAUUUAAAAAAUUUUUUUAAGUAAACUUACUCAAAAUUAGCUAUUAAAAAAAAUUUUUAAUUCAAAAAAAGACUAAAAAACCGUUUUUUACCAAAAAUUUAAUUUUUUUUCGUUUUUUAAUUCAAAACCAAAAUUUUUUUUCGUUUUUUGGUUUAAAAUUUAAAAUGUUGACUCUCAGUAUAACACUACUUUCAAUUUUAAACACUUUCAAAAUUUUUUAAUUUUAUUUUUUAAUUUUUAAAAAAGUAUUAGGUGCCGACAUAAAGAACCCGCCAUUUUUUACGGGAAACUACAGGAAAAGUAUGGCGGGUUCUUUAUGUCGGCACAUAAUAUAAAACUUAGUUUUUGUAACGGUUUACCUCAGCCUAGAGUAGACCAUGCUAUGACAUAGCCUACAUUAAUAAUUUUAACAAUUACCCCGUCCUAUAAGACCUAAUAUUUAAUUUUAAACCUUUUUUAAAAACGUUAAAUGUUUAAAUUUUUUGCUUUUAAGGUGAUGAAAGUAUGUACCAACCGCCAGAAGUGAGUACUAUCGGUUACGGAAAGAAGAAACGAGAAGCUGAUUCUCUACCCCAAACUACAAAUUCUGAUCAAAAUCCUAGCCCAAGCCAAACCUCAUCAAACCAAAACUCUAAAACCUCAGGCAAUUUAAAAGGAAUGCCAGAUCAAAAACCAACGUCCCGUGCCAGACGUCAAAGUGCUUAUGCUGGAACGGCAUACAACAAUCAGGACUUGAAGUUUCCUCGGGAAGAGAAUACUAUUCCCAUGUCGGCCCAAUUUGACGCGUUUGGAAGUAGCGCCUUCUAUGAUGACAAUUCGAACAUUAACAGCAAUAAUAAUAUGAACAGUGGCUCAAGCAUGUACUACCCAUACCGUACCGACACUAACUCUAAUUUGGGUCAAAGUGGACAAGAUGGGAAUACUGGUCCAUAUUACUAUGACCAUGUUAAUAAGCAAAGUUAUAAUGAUUAUGCUAGUACUAGCAAUGGUGAUGCUUAUGGUAGUCAGUUAUACGAUUCAAGUAGUUACAGUAGCCAAAAUGGGUACAGUAAUCAAAAUCCGUAUUCGAAUCCCUAUGGUCAAACAGCAUACGGUAGUAGUGCACAAACAGCAUACGGUAGUAGUGCCCAAACAGCAUACGGUAGUAAUGCCCAAUCUCCCUACAGUAAUACUCAACCUAUGUACGAACAAAGUUCAUAUAGUAACGCCUACGGUACUAAUACUCAAAAUAGCUACAGUAAUCCAAACUCACAACAAACCCAAUUAAAAGAACAGUACGAUACCCAAAAUGGCAUAACUUCUGUAAAAUACACUAGUACUAAUGGUGGUAAUGUACGCUUAUACGAUCCGAAAAACGACCCUACUGUAACAUUUACAGACAACAGUGGUUAUGAAACCAAGCCGAUUGAUGUUAUACGACAGUAUGAUAGUAAGUAGCAUUAUAGCUUGAAAACCUAUAUUAAAAUGAUUUUUAGCAUCGCAAUGCAGUGGCGCUGACCCGUACUGGUGCAGAGACUAUGUAAAGACGUACAUGAAAGGUGCUGGUAGUGGUACUUCUGUUACUCAGGUGGGUUACUGUACCCUUGAAACUUUAAAAAACUUUUUUAAAGCUAAAAAAGUUACUGUAGUCCGCUAAUUUUAGCUAAAAAAUACUUUUAGAGUGCAUGCACAGGCCUACGACAAUCUUUGUUACAUAGUGACCACCAUUGUUGCCAAGCCGUUCAGCAAGCCGGUUGUCAAUAA
Messenger RNA from Bursaphelenchus okinawaensis, 4336 nucleotides. The record is from the annotation of a GenBank genome assembly. Lineage: Eukaryota; Metazoa; Nematoda; Chromadorea; Rhabditida; Aphelenchoididae.